CGUUUUUCGUUGGUGGGUUUUCGCGGAACAAUAAAGAUUGCAGGAUUGCAGGAUUUGUGUUGAUUCUAAACAAAACACAAACACAACGACAACCCUGUGCAAGAGUGAAAUUGGAAUAAGUUGUUAAUAAAGAAAAAUAAAUAGCAUUUAGUAGAAAAAGCUUGCAUAAAACCAUAAAAAUAUGGAAUACAGAUUGCAUGAAUAAUUAAAGAUAUUGCUGAAACAAGUUAAAGAUAUUGUACCUUUGACAUUCAUUGAUGUGUAUCGUUGUGUCGUUGUCGCCGUAAAGAAAAUUCGUUCUCAUCGUUUUGGUCAAUGCAAUAAAUUAACCCAAAUAGAAAAUAAAAGUUUUAAACAAAGAAGUGCCAACGCGUUUACAAUAAUAAUAUAAAAAAGAAACAAGUAAUCAUUGCGGAGGCAAACGACAAGAAAAAUACAUAUGAAUAGCAGAUACCUUUAAUAAAUAAGAAAUAAAGAAAACAAAAUACCACACUGCUGUGAUCAAAAAUCAUUAUAAUAAGCCCACCAAGAGAAUGUCAUCAAAUGACGGAUAUAAUCGCAAUGAGGAGCAAACUAAUGGAAAAGGAAAUACUGAUUCAAUAUUUGCCUCAGCCGAUGAUGUACCAUCCCACAGAAUGCCUUCCACAUCAAUGCAGCCACAGCCAGCACACAUGAUAGCAAAUGAGGCCACCCAUUUGAAGGGUGAUUCGAAGCAGGCUUAUUUCAGCGAUGAGAAAGUUCUAAUUCCACAAACAGAAAAGCUUGGCUUUAGUUGGCGCAAACUUUGGGCGUUCACCGGUCCAGGGUUCCUGAUGUCAAUCGCUUACCUCGAUCCGGGCAACAUUGAAUCUGAUCUCCAAAGUGGUGCCGCAGCUAAAUACCAAAUUCUAUGGGUUCUAUUGUGGGCGACCGUGUUGGGUUUGCUGAUGCAACGCUUGGCUGCAAGAUUGGGUGUUGUAACUGGUCUUCAUUUGGCCGAGAUGUGUUUUCGGCAAUACAAAAAGAUACCACGUUUUAUUUUAUGGAUUAUGAUUGAAAUAGCGAUUAUCGGCUCGGAUAUGCAAGAAGUCAUAGGCACCGCAAUAGCCAUUUAUCUAUUGUCAAAUAAAGUAAUACCAUUGUGGGGCGGGACGCUGAUAACCAUUAUCGACACAUUCACGUUUUUGUUCUUAGACAAAUAUGGUCUACGUAAGCUAGAGUUUUUAUUUGGGCUUCUUAUCACCAUAAUGGCUGUGACAUUCGGUUACGAGUAUAUUGUAUCGGCUCCUAAUCAAGGCGAGGUGCUGGAGGGUAUGUUCGUACCAUGGUGCAAGGAUUGCGGUUCACAAGUUUUGCUGCAGGCAGUAGGCAUUGUGGGUGCAGUUAUCAUGCCACACAAUUUAUACUUGCAUUCGGCCUUGGUUAAGUCCCGUGAUAUUGAUCGUCGCCAACCAUCUAAAGUUCGUGAGGCAAAUUUUUAUUUCUUUGUUGAAGCUGCUGUUGCCCUGUUUGUGUCCUUCAUUAUCAAUUUGUUUGUGGUGGCUGUAUUUGCCCAUGGCAUGUUUGGUAAAACUAAUGCCGAUGUGUUGCAAUCUUGCGAAAAUCAAACUAUGUUCGAAGAUGCCAAAAUUUCCUUUGGCAACAAUACCGAAAUUAUUGAUGCUGAUCUUUAUAAAGCUGGCCUCUUUCUGGGAUGCACAUUCGGUGCUGCAGCCAUGUACAUUUGGGGUGUUGGCAUCUUGGCUGCUGGUCAAAGUUCCACAAUGACCGGUACCUAUGCUGGUCAAUUCUCCAUGGAAGGUUUCCUCAAUCUGCAAUGGCCCCGCUGGCGUCGGGUCUUGUUCACCCGUCUAAUUGCCAUUAUACCCACAUUCUUUUUGGCCUUCUACAGCCGCAUGGAAGAUUUGACCCAUCUUAAUGAUAUUCUAAAUGCUGUGAUGUCAUUGCAAUUGCCCUUUGCCGCCAUUCCGACCAUUGCUUUUACAUCGUGUUCAGCGAUAAUGGGUGAAUUUGUUAAUGGAGUUGGCAAUAAAAUUGUUUCGAUUUUAUUAACAAUACUUGUUAUUGCUGUUAAUUUAUAUUUUGUUAUUACUCAAGUAGAAGCCUUAAGUAUUGAAGGAGGAGUUUUAGCUGUAGUUUGUAUAUUUUCCAUUUUAUAUUUAUUAUUUAACUUAUACCUUGUGAUACAUAUGAUAGCGUGUAUGGGCAAUAAACGCUUCAUAAACAGCCGGUGGGUCCAAAAGUGGGUACUUCCAAGUCAAAAUAGUUUUUCGAUAAAGAAUGCCAAUUCCACAUAUGCUAGUAUCUCAUAUAACCUGCAAAGCUUUGAAAACUGACAAGGUGCUGAGGCUGCAUUCAAAACGAUCGGGUCUGCCUUCACUGAACUGCACCGCUACACCAUAGAAAUUGAAAUUUUGAAAAAUUCACACACACACAUGUCCUUUUUGUUUUGUGUUCGAGUUUAAAUUAGUUUCGUUAAUAAUUCCACAUGGAACUAAAGUGAUUUUUCUAUAUAUUUUCCCUUUUACCAUUAAUUAUCAUCAACAUCGACCACAUCAUUGAUUGAUCUGCCUGACCAAAUGGCGGUUUUCGUUGUCUUUAAACCAAAAAUAUAACAUCAAAUGCUCUCAUUCCACGCGACCACGCUAAUAACAUCAAAAAAAAAAAAAAACAAACCAAAAAACCCAUAAUUAUACUGCAAUCACUUCUCGAUCGAUGGGCCAAAUAAACCACCAAUUCAAUGAACUUAAAUCGUAUACCAUAUUUCGCAUAUAACAAACCAAAAUGAUUGAAUGGCUUGUGCGAAUUUUGAAAAUUUUAAAACGCAAAUGUGUGUAAUUGAAAAAAAAAACAACAAACAAAAAUCGGUGGCACACUUCAUCUUGGCUUUCAUCUGGGGGCAAAAUUUAAAUUGAUGGGCCAUAUGGUGUUGUGUUGUUGCAUGCAUUUAAAUUUUUGGCACAAUAACCAUAAAAUAAUGGCUCCUCUGCCUGGCCUUAAAAAUUGGAUAUUCUGGAAAAUUAAACAACAACUACGACAAUGCCCACUAUU
Messenger RNA from Stomoxys calcitrans (stable fly), 3030 nucleotides. RefSeq names its product protein Malvolio (gene Mvl). Gene Ontology annotation, biological process: response to manganese ion; metal ion transport; manganese ion homeostasis. The record is from RefSeq and is a predicted model, not a curated record. The transcript is spliced from 12 exons. Lineage: Eukaryota; Metazoa; Arthropoda; Insecta; Diptera; Muscidae. Gene Ontology annotation, molecular function: cadmium ion transmembrane transporter activity; manganese ion transmembrane transporter activity; iron ion transmembrane transporter activity. Bases 534 to 2315 code for a protein of 593 amino acids. Gene Ontology annotation, cellular component: apical plasma membrane.